Racocetra persica is the source of this 186-nucleotide messenger RNA. NCBI's taxonomy places the organism in Eukaryota, Fungi, Glomeromycota, Glomeromycetes, Diversisporales, Gigasporaceae. The record is from the annotation of a GenBank genome assembly.
AGAAGAAGAAUACAAAGUUUGGAGACAGAGUUGGUAGAGUUAAGGGCUAAUGUGGUUUCAAGAGUGCAGGACGGGUUGAGGGCAAGGUUGGCAAAUGAUGAGGAGGAAUUAAGAAGGUUAAGGACAGAGGAAAGAAGAAGGGAGGGAAAUAAUAAUAGGGAUAGAAUAUCGGGUUUUGGUUUUUAA